Melanaphis sacchari is the source of this 1684-nucleotide messenger RNA. Its product is annotated as putative protein TPRXL. The transcript has 3 exons. NCBI's taxonomy places the organism in Eukaryota, Metazoa, Arthropoda, Insecta, Hemiptera, Aphididae. The record is from RefSeq and is a predicted model, not a curated record. Bases 196 to 1173 code for a protein of 325 amino acids.
AGUAAGUUACCCACACGCUCAAUGUGACUGCAAAAUGACAACGAGUUAUGUCUGUCUACCGAUCCAAGCAGUACGUACGACAGGACUUCUAUUUUCAAAAUAUUUUGUCCACUAAUUCGUCCAUUAUUUUAUUUUUUAUUUUUUAAUAUUGUUAUUUUUUGAUUCUUGAUCACUUUUGGUGAUCACACCGUGAUAAUGUCGACAAACGUAUAUUUUAAAUUUAUAUUUGUUUUAACUAUUUUAAUUUUAAGCGAGUUGAGUUUUACUUAUGCGAAUCCAGUCAGCCAGGACAAUUACAACGAGUCAUCAACUUUACCAUUUUCAUCAGCUACUAUAUUAAAUCCAAGCACAUCUCCAAGCUCUAUAAACUAUUUGUCUUCGUCAUCGGUAUCUACGGAAGAAUUAAGCACAUCUUCAAGCCCUGUCCAAGGUCCUUCUUCGUCAUCAUUAACGACGGAAGAACCAAGCACAUCUUCAAGCUCUGUUCAAGAUCCAUCUUCGUCAUCGGUAUCUACGGAAGAACUAAGCACAUCUUCAAGCACUGUCCAAGGUCCAUCUUCGUCAUCAUUAACGACGGAAGAACCAAGCACAUCUUUAAGCUCUGUUCAAGAUCCAUCUUCGUCAUCGAUAUCUACGGAAGAACUAAGCACAUCUUCAAGCACUGUUCAAGAUCUAUCUUCGUCAUCGGUAUCUACGGAAGAAUUAAGCACAUCUUCAAGCACUGUCCAAGGUCCAUCUUCGUCAUCGUUAACUACGGAAGAACCAAACACAUCUUCAAGCACUGUCCAAGGUCCAUUUUCAUCAUCGGUAUCUACGGAAGAAGCAAGCACAUCUUUAACCACUGUUAAAGAUCCAUCUUCGUCGUCGUUAACUACGGAAGAACCAAACACAUCUUCAAGCACUGUCCAAGGUUCAUCUUUGUCAUCGUUAACUACGGAAAAACCAAACACAUCUUUAAGCACUGUUCAAGGUCCAUCUUCGUCAUCGGUAACUACGAAAGAACCAAGCACAUCUUCAAGAUCUAAAGUAUACACAACUUCACCGUCAACGACCACAAAAUUACCAAAUAAUCCGUCUGAAAAUGUUUUAUGUCACGAAUUUAUGCCCUUUUUUUAUCGCUGUGAAACUUCAAAUGCAAUAUAUAUAAUAAAGUCAAUGCACAAUAUCUUAUAAUAUAAAACGAAUUUUUCAUAAAAUAUUCUAGAAUGCUACUCAGUACUAUAGUCUUAUAAAAUAUUAUUAUUAGCUAUGUAUAGUUGAAAUCACAUUUAAUGACUAUCAUUAAUGUGUUUCAUAUUAUCAUUAACAUUCUGUUUUAAGUAGAUUUUUUUUCAUUUGUAUCUAAACCUAUAUUAUAAUUUACUGGUGAAUAUAGUUUAUAAAAUAUUAUACAUCCUUAACUGUUUUAAAUAUCAUUGUUAAAUGUGUCAUUGUUAUUAGUUCUGCAGGCUAGUUGAUUUAUAAAUACUUUGCGCUUUUAAACAUCUAGACGGUUUAAUGGCGAUAAACAAUACAAUAAAAAUGUCUUAUUCAAACUUUUUCUCUUAUAUAAUAAUGCAAAAUACACAUAAUGAACGAUUCAUAUUUCCUGUCUAUAGUAGUGGAGUAGCUUGUGUGGAAGCGAAAAUAUAAACUAUCUAGCAGUUUUUGGCAUAGUAUUCGAAUUGUAUAAGCAGAAUAAAUA